AUGUCGAUGGUCACCAUUUCGGCAGUGAAAUUGAACACUGUUGACCCUACGUCCCAGAAUGACGUCUUUUUGCUCACACAUUUACAGUACCUAAGCUGCGGAAACAGUCGACGCUUAGUCCAAGCUCACAGAAAUAUUCGGACCGCGGUUGAGUAUCUGAAAGGUCAGAGAAGACCACGAAAUUUUGUGAAAGCAACUUGGGACAGGGCACUGGCGAUCUUCCCGCAAGCAUUCAUUUUCCUGAGUGCCUCAUUCACGCAUCAUCACCUAUUACGCAAAGGCCAAUACGCAUGUCAACAAUUGAUUGAUCUCCCUAAGCGAGAUCAGAAUAUAAUUAAUCAGCACCCAGGCUUAUCAGCUCUCAGUGCACAGUAUUUAGAUGACCUCAAACAGCUAGUUGAGGCAGACUUGCCUCAUAAUCCAGAACGCACCGGUCGGUUAUGCCGACGAGCACCAGAAACAGAGACCAAUUCUUCAACGCAAAACAUACUUUCAGACCCGUCUGAGACGCUCAUACAUAAUGAUAAGCCGAAUGUAUCGUCAUGGCUGGAUUACUUCCGCAAUGAGCCAGCAUUCCUGAUACACCUGGAUCCCGAGUUCGACCUGUCAAAGCUGAGGCUGCUGGCAUCCGCCACCGACGAUCUGCAAGCCUUAUGGAGGAGUCACACAACGCGUCUACCGACGAUUGUGCCGGCAGCGGCAUGCUGGCGCGGGCUGCAACCUUCCUUUGAACAACUCUGGGUCGAAUCGAUGAAGAUCAAAACACAUGAUCUUCGGGUCUAUGAACAGGGUGAACAGUCAGCUAACGCCGCGCUCGCGUUCUGUCAGCUGGCGAGGCCGAAUCAGAACAAUCCCAUCUACAUUAUCGGGAUGGAGCCUCCAGCAUUAAUACGACAUCGAACAUUUGGAGGGUGUGCUCAACUUCAUCAACGAGUGACGACGUACCUUGAACAGCGAAUGGUAUUCAAUAUGACGCCGAAAUUCUCGUUCGUCGAUCUGCAUAUAGACUAUGGCAAGGAUGGCAUCUCCGCCACCUUACACGAUUGCGAAAAAGUGUGGAUGAUAUAUCCUCCGAAGCCUCACAACCUGCAGUGGAUGGCCGAACACCGGGGCCAGCAAGCCAAACUGGCACAGGGGAUGGGGGUCUUGGAAGGAGGUGUAGUGGCGCACACCACUUCGGCGGAAGCGAUCUACUUACCAGCAGGAUGCUUGCAUGCUGUCUUCACCGUUGCCGGUGGGUUCCUGGUCUCGAUCGAUUGUACCACUCGGAGGUCAGUAUGGCCGUUUGCACAAUACCUCCGUUACAACAUACAAGCCGAACUGGAAGCCACCGAGGAGCGAAACUGCUAUUUCCUCUUCCUGGAUUCUCUCGAAGCGGCCUUGCAGAACGCCGGGGAGAGGGAUGCGUUUCGUGCAUGGAUCGAAGUUGAAGACAUCCUCCAGAUCAAGAGGGAGAACGACCGAGGGUGGGUUCGAGCGGCACGAAAGGUGUGGGAUGAUUAUCUGAAGGUUGACCCGAUCAUUGAUAUUGAAUGUCCCUGUCAUGGUGCGGUCAGCUCUUUCUUUCUUGAACAUUUCAGAGAUCGGCAUCUACGUUGGCUAUUCAAUGACAGCGCCGAGAACCCUACUGUGGCCAACCCAAGCGCUGGAUCUGGAAGCAGGAACAUCAGGAGAAAAUGCGUCACAGAAAAGAAGCGAAUUACACGUAAAUGGAUGACCAGGAGAUUAGGGUCGUCAAAAGCAAUGACCUGGGUUUUCGCAAUGGACUCUUAUAUAUAG
This is a messenger RNA of Exophiala oligosperma, 1779 nucleotides long. RefSeq lists its product as uncharacterized. Lineage: Eukaryota; Fungi; Ascomycota; Eurotiomycetes; Chaetothyriales; Herpotrichiellaceae. Bases 1 to 1779 code for a protein of 592 amino acids. The transcript has 3 exons. The record is from RefSeq and is a predicted model, not a curated record.